Molecule: messenger RNA, 555 nt
Organism: Hyposmocoma kahamanoa
Lineage: Eukaryota; Metazoa; Arthropoda; Insecta; Lepidoptera; Cosmopterigidae
Product: solute carrier family 2, facilitated glucose transporter member 8-like
Exons: 3
Biological process (GO): transmembrane transport
Cellular component (GO): membrane
Molecular function (GO): transmembrane transporter activity
Source: RefSeq, a predicted model, not a curated record
GAGAUGUUAUUUUAGUGGCUCUCAAUUAUUGUGUUCUUUUUUAAUUUUGUUUGAAGUGGUACCAACAUGGUGAAUAAAAUGUAUACAGUUAGUUCGGAAAAUGACAUUAAAUAUACAGGAAGCAAACAUAAUCAAGUAAUCAUGUCUAUUAUAGUAUGCAUGCCCAUAGUCUCCUAUGGGGCUGCAAUGGGUUGGAUAUCUCCUAACAAAGCUCUACUAAUGGGAGAUUCGUCACCGUCAAGUUCUCCUCUCAGCGAGGAGGACGUCUCCUGGAUGGCGUCGAUCAUGUUCAUAUUUGCACCGAUUGCGGUGUUUGUUUUUGGUGUGGCUGCAGACAAAUAUGGGAGAAAGAAGUCUUUGUUGAGUUGUUCCGUUCCUAUAGCUCUGGGCUGGGCUGUGAAACUUCUAAGCGCACAUCCAAUAGCCUUAAUCGGCGCCCGCGCAUUUAUUGGCUUCGGUGCGGGCGGCGCGUUUGUUGUCUGCCCGCUUUAUGUCAAGGAGAUAAGUGAGGACUCUAUCAGGGGGAUGACUGGAACCUUCAUUAUUUUCUCACAG